UUUCAAGUGUUGCUAAUUUUAAAUAACUCAUUGGUACUCUCUACAGUACUCGAGUCGAUUUAAACUCUGCUUCUUCUUAAAAAAGUGCUUUCAUUCUUACUGUAUAUAUUUACUCUAUAUUUUAUAAAAAAAUAGUUAAUAAUAAAAAAAUGCGCAUUGAAGAAAUAACUACCGGUAGUACUGUUAAAUAUAAAGAGUCUUAUUCUGAUAAACUUGGCCGCUACUUAAUAGCAGCUAAGAAAAUAGCUCCCGGCGAAGUUAUUCUACGUGAUAACCCAAUAGUUGUUGGUGCUGCGUCUUUCAACGAUAAUUCUCUGUGUUUUUCAUGUUUCCGUGUGAUAGAACCAAAGCCUAUCGGCUUGAAAUUUCCUUGUCCCAAAUGCAAAGUCGCAAUUUUCUGUUCAACAAAUUGUGAGACACGAGAGUCAUUCCAUACGCCAGAAGAGUGCAAAUUACUAAAAGAUAAAUUAUCUGAGUCAGUAAAUCAGGAUAUUAGAGGAAUAUUGCUGCUGAUUCGAUUGCUAUUGAUAAAAAAAAGAAACGCCGAGCUGUGGAACAGGAUAAUUAAUCUUGAAGCUCAUUUGGAGGAAAGAAGAAACACUCAUGUAUGGAAGGAACGUCAAGAAGAAAUAGAAAUUUUUAAGUCGUUUGAAUUUGGUGAAAACGAUGAAGAUCUUCAAAGAUUGUGUGGAAUUAUUGAUGUUAAUUCCUUUGAAUUAAGAUCUCCAGGUACUCUUGAUUCUGCUUUACGGGGAUUGUAUGCAGAAGCUGCUUUGAUGGCUCAUGAUUGUCGUGGAAACACUCAUCUUACUGUGGAUGAUGAUUUCCAGCUUACUGUCUACGCAAGUCAGUCUAUUGAUGAGGGAGAGCCUAUUCUAUUUAAUUAUACUUCUUCUUUAUUGGGGACUGCUGAAAGAAGAGAACAUUUAAAAAAAGGUAAAUACUUUGAGUGCAAUUGUCCGAUGUGCGAAGAUCCAGAAGAACUUGGUGCGAAUCUCAGCAGCAUUUAUUGUCCCCGGUGUAAAGAGGGGUUAAUUAGGUACGAAGGCAAAAAAAUGAAUCCUUAUUUGAGAGAGAAGAAAUGGAAGUGCAAGAAAUGUCAGAGGUUCUACUCUGGAGCGCUGAUUAAAACUACGCUGGAAUUGACCAAGACACGGAUUGAUCAAGCAGAUGAAUCUAGAAUUAAAGAACUAGAGACCUUAUUGAAGAACUUUUCGAUUAUGUUGCAUUCAAACCAUUUUCUGAUAAUGAGUUUGAAACAAAAAUUGCUGGCGUUGUACAGGAAAGAAAUAACUUGCCUGAAUCCGAAGAAAAAAAUUUUGCAACGCAUGAUGGAACUUUGCAAAGGAAUUCUUCAGGUUUUGGAAAUUGUCGAGCCUGGAAUUUCGAGGUUGAAAGGGAUAAUAUUAUACGAAAUUCAUCUACCGAUAAUAAUAAUAGCGAAUAAAGACUAUGCGCUUAGAGAAAUAACUUCUGAAGAUCUGGCAAAACGGCUCGAAGAAGCUGAAAAUUAUUUGAAGAGAUCACUGAGUAUGCUGCUGAUAGAGCCGGCAUCAACUCCCGAAGGUGUUUUAGCGAAACGCGCUCUUCAAGAAUAUAAAGCGCUGAGACAAAAUUUAGAUGACGUUAGAUCGUUACCGCCUUCGUUGGAUUACAAAAAAAUUGAUUUUGAAAUGAUGAAAAAGCGGAAAAAUAAAAAAAUUAAAUGAAUUGCUUUUGUAUUAAUAGAUGAAAUUUAUAAAAUAA
Messenger RNA from Cotesia glomerata, 1746 nucleotides. Its product is annotated as SET domain-containing protein SmydA-8-like. The transcript is spliced from 5 exons. Lineage: Eukaryota; Metazoa; Arthropoda; Insecta; Hymenoptera; Braconidae. Gene Ontology annotation, molecular function: protein binding. Bases 150 to 1709 code for a protein of 519 amino acids. The record is from RefSeq and is a predicted model, not a curated record.